Molecule: messenger RNA, 1218 nt
Organism: Rosa rugosa (rugosa rose)
Lineage: Eukaryota; Viridiplantae; Streptophyta; Magnoliopsida; Rosales; Rosaceae
Exons: 3
Coding region: 75-491 (138 amino acids)
Molecular function (GO): protein binding
Source: RefSeq, a predicted model, not a curated record
UUUAUAUAGCAUAUGUUCUUUGCAUAGUUUCUGAGAAACAUUUAGUUUCUUGGAAUUGUGAUGAUUAUAACUUAAUGGGAUUUGAACCGCAUUUUAUAGGUUUCAAAUCAAAAAUGGCUUCAAACUCAAAGCGUCUCAAAUUAUGCUCACACAAUGAAGACAGGAUCAGUGCGUUGCCAGAUGCAAUUCUUUGCCACAUUCUUUCUUUCUUUUCAAUCAGACAGGCGAAAAAUAUUAAUUCCGUUACUCCCCCCUCACAUUGUUUCCCCUGUCUCAAGUUGCUACAUGUUACAUUUUGGUUUCCUUAUCCUCACACAGUGGAGAAGCUGUUUUCUUCUUUCCCUGUACUUGAAGAUCUUAUUAUAGAUGGAGAAGAUUCAGAUGCAUCAGCUUUCAACUUGUUAUAUCUGCACCCAAAUUUGGAACAUCUCAAGAUAUUAUCAAAAAGGGAACACCUGUAUGUCAAUCCCUGGCUAGGUGGCUGCUCCUAAUUAUUGAAGUGAUGGUAUUUACCACCUAAUCUGUGAGGAGCUUCAAGAGUUGCUUUGCCUAUUUAUGUGACUUAAUAUGUUUGUUCAGAGGAAAGUCUGGGACUGUUUUCACUUGGAUCACAGUUUGAAAUUUCACUACAACAAAUAGUUAUAUAUAUUUUUUUUUUUGAAAAAAAUAGUUAUAAAAUAUAUGAGUGCAUGGAAACUACGAUCAUAGACAUACAUCUAAUUUGCAACAGAUCCUCAGAAAGCGACUAUAAUUUGUAUUAUGUAUGGAGAGUACAAAUUAUUUAAAUGUAUAUGUAAUUUAUACAUGUAUCAGAGACCUACAUCAAGCAUGCAACAUCAUCAUUUUACUUCAGCAACUGUGGAUUGUGUUUAGGAUUUGCUUGCUUAGUAACUGUGGAUUGUGUUUUGUUCUCAUUCAGCAAUAACUCAAGCACUAUAUGGUGUUUUGUCAGUGUACAAGAUAUACUUACUGCAUUGCUGGUUCACUCUCAGAUAAGUGGCAAAGUGACUCAACAUCAAAUGUACGUUUUGGAGCUGUUUUAGAGAAGUAAUAUAGAGUAGUUUUAUUUUAUCAUUAUUAUUUGUAUUCUAUUAAGAUUUGUAUCACAGUACACAAGUUAGGAAACUUGUUGGCAGAGACAAUGCAGUAUGUGUAAUUUUAUGAACGCCACAAUGUAUUUAGAUUGUUUUGAAAUUAUUAAUGAAAAUUAUGACUUAU